Sesamum indicum (sesame) is the source of this 1595-nucleotide messenger RNA. RefSeq names its product protein LAZY 1. Gene Ontology annotation, biological process: regulation of auxin polar transport; gravitropism. The record is from RefSeq and is a predicted model, not a curated record. NCBI's taxonomy places the organism in Eukaryota, Viridiplantae, Streptophyta, Magnoliopsida, Lamiales, Pedaliaceae.
CUGUACAAUAUACUAUACUCAUCAUCUCCCUGUCUGUCUGUAACGUGUUUCUUUCCUCCCUUUUGACAUUGAUUUCUCUCUUAUAUAUAUAUAUAUCCUUUCAAGAUUGUACUUACCUUCUCUUUUUUCAAAAGAGAAUUGAAGAAAUAUAUAACACAUCUCGGAUCCACCUUUAAUUUAUUGGAAAGUUGAAGAUGAAGUUACUGGCCGGAUGGAUGCACCGCAAGCAAAAGCAUAACACCACAGACCCAAUCAAGAAUUCCACACUAGGAAAACUUUCCGCUUGUGUAUCAGUGCAGACACUGUCUGAUGAACAAAAUUACUACGUGGAGCCUACUGAGGCAUUCUCACACCCACACAUCAAACGUAAAAGAUGUUCAAACAUAUUUGAGGGCAGCAAGGUUGAAGGGCUCUGCCAGGAAGAGUCAUUUGAGCCUUUUGAGUUUCUCUCAAUCGGCACUUUUGGUAUGGAACUACUCAACACAGACCCCCCAACGCCGACACUUCCCAUGCCGAUUGAGAAAUUGAGUGAUGGACAGAUAGAGAUAACCGAAAAUGAUCUCAAUCUAAUAAAUUAUGAGUUAGAAAAGUUUCUUGAAGCUGAAGAGACAGAGGUUGAGUAUGACACAUCCGGGAGGAGUAGUCAAGCAAGCAUAAUAACCCUUAGUUAUAGUAAGCCUAUUGAAGGAGCUGCAGGUUCGGAAGGCCAAGUGCACAUGGUGGCUUGCCCUCUCCAAAGCUAUCUGUUUGCAGCUUCAGUUGAAGUAGCUAAUUACACGGAUAAAAAGGUAACUUAUAAGAAAGAGAGGACAUCCCUUGAAGAGCUCUUUAAGAGAAACAACAUAGUUCAUGAUGAUCCUCCUAUGAAGAAAUCAUGUGAAGGGCCAGAACACAAAGCUAGGACAAGAAAUCAUGUGGCUCAUUUAAUGAAGAAGGUGGUGAAGAAGUUCCGUUCCUCAUCAACCAACGACACUAGUGCUGCUUCUGGAACCAAGGCUAUUAAGGAAAAUCUCUCUAAGACCCUUGUCAAAAUGUUUCACAAGAAGGUCUACCCUGAGGAGAUGAGCGAGAAACAGUAUGUUAAGCUGGCAAAGGCUAAGAAGAAAAACAGUGGAAGUAACAAGUCUGGCGAUGAAUCAGGCAGCAAAAAGAGUAAAAAGAAAAGCACGACGCUGCUGUGUUGGAACGGAAUCUGCAGAGGUGCUUCACCAGAAAAUGGAGGGCAUUGGAUUAAAACAGAUUCUGAUUACUUAGUGUUGGAGCUGUAGGAGCAGAAAUAUAUGGUGGAUGGAAGCAAAGGCAAGUAUGUACGUACAUAGGCCUCAUCAUCCUCUUCAAGUCUGGAGCUGGAGUUUGCUCAAGUAUUGCAUGACGUUGGGUGUGAUAAGUUUACUAAUCAAGAACAAGAUAUAAAUUAUAAAUAUAUAUAUGUUUAGGGGAGUCUCCCUCCUGGCAGACAAUGUAAUGGUGUAUCAGAUGGUAUUGUUGUAAUAUUUGGUUACUCGUUUUUCUGUGCAAGAAUUUAAUGUAGCGAUUCCUGUUGAAUGUAAUAAGUGUGUUUGGGUAACAUUGGAAAUUAUUGUGAAUUAUAUCUU